AAAAGUGCAGAUGCAGUUACUCGUGGGCCAUGGACGCGGAUGUUUUCGGCUGCAGCUGCAGCUGGAGCACCCGCAUAAAAAGAUAAAAAUCAUAUGGUGGGAAGCCCCAGGGCUCGCAUAAUGUCCCCGACUUGAUGGACAUUUUGACAGGUCGACUUAGCAUGGAAUACAAACAAUGAUGCACAUUAGUCACAUUGCACGGCGAGUGGCAAUUGGAAAGGCGAGGAAAGGAAUUCGAAACGAAAGUGUCCAACGAACACAACCGAGGGGAUCAUGAAAACGUGUCGAACAAUUUUCAAUUUAUUUAUGCUUAGAGGAAAAGUGAUUUGUGUAGUGUUAGGAAGACAUUUCUUGACAUUGAGAAACGUGAUAUACAACAGCAAUGAGCAAACGUAUUCUAAAUUCAAUCCAAAGAGGAAUGGAAACAUUUAAAACCCUUGUGAUAAACUUUGUGAUAGCGGUCUUAAUAUUGAAUGUGCACUUGCUUAUUUGGUCUUUUGAAAAUAUCUUGCGAGCAAUUUCAAGAAACCAAUUUUAAAUUUCUUAUGCGGACGACGUAGAACGCCUUAGAAUUUCUCACAAAAACCUAAAAUUAAACUUUUUAUCUUAUCUAACAAAUCAUCUAAAUGUAUUAUUUUUGCUCAUAUAUUAUUUCGCCCGUUAUAUAUAUUAUUGCAAGCAUUUAAAUGGACACAAUUUAUAUGACAAUAUAAUAUGUACAAUAUUUUCAUCAGAAUUUAAAGUACUGCCGCAUUUUAGGUUCACUGCUUCUCGGGAAAAUCCCAUCAAUUUCCGCUUGCUUUGGGACAUUUAUAACGGCUGCCCGGCGGCCAGUGAACCCAAACCGCUUUGGUUCUUCAUUAUUCAUCGAAUGAUACCUGGGCGGAAACAAAGCUGUGUGCAAAUAAAUACUCAUGCGCACCCAAAAGUGCUUAAUGCAAAUCGAUGAACUGCCCCAGCAAAACCCUCAGUACAUUUCCACAGACGUGGGCAGUGAAAGUGGCGUGAAAAAGAGGCGGCGCCGACGAAAUCCAUGUCUUAAGUGAGAGGCCCAGAAAAAAAAGCGGGUAGCUGGGCAGAGAUACCAAAUGCUGGGCCAGUGGCAAGUUGGCAGCAAGUAGCUGGCUUGGCUAUUAGUGGGAAAUGUUUGUGGCCGGCGGGCCAUUAAUUUGGCACUUUAUUAGUCGAAAAUCGCUUUCCGACCCUCUUGGUCCGACGCAGACUCCUUUUAAUGUCCGCCUGCCACAUAAACAGAUCGCUAAGCGAAAGCCCAAAAAAACAAGAAUCCAGAAAAUGCAUUUUCACUCAAGCUUCUUUUUGUUUUUGGCUAAAAAGUUUCGACUUUAUAGCUAUAAUGCGGCACAGCUUUCCUUUCCCUGCGCCAAACGAUGCAUUCAGCAUUACAUGUUUACCAAUUUGCCCUUCUAGUCAAUGGCCACGGGCUAUUACUUGCCAACCAAUCAUAAGAUGGUCCAACUGAAUGGCCCUGAAUAUCCCAUUGACACCCUCGCUGCCAUUUGCGUUACAUAAAAAAUGGCCAUAGGCCACCGUUUAGUAGCUGACAAUGACUUUCUUUACGGCCAAAACUUGUUCUUGAAUGGCGAAAACUGCCAAAAGCCAAAUUGAAAUUAAAGUGUCAACGGCAACGACAACGGCAGCCAGUUGCAGAAAUGGUUAAAUGCCAAAAAAGCGGACUCCUACCAAAAACCACUAAUGCAACUAAUAUGUUUGGCCAUAAACCACGAAAGCUAUGGCUGAAAAAACAAGUCGCAACCCGUUGGAAAUGCCUCGCUGCUGGGCACCUUGGUUCAUUGAGGAGUACUGCUGCCAAUGAUCUUGGCGGCACUGGCGAUGCCAAUCUGUCUAUUUUCUAUCCAAACUGUAAUUUAUAAUAAUGAAAUUUUAAUAUAAGUAAUAAUGUUAUAUAGUAUAUAUACUAGUAUAUAUUAAACAAAAACUCAAAGCUGUUAAGUUAGGUAAACUAACAUAACACAUUACCAGGUCACAAAAUAAUAAAACACAUAUAACAAAAGAUAAAACGGCACUAAAAGCUUAAUUUACUUGUGGAUGUGGAAAACUCAAGUACCAGCACUGACGUACUCUUUUUCCCACCGCUGUGGAAAACCGAGUGGGAAAAAGAGCCAGCACGAGCUGGGGGCCCGAAGUCGCCGCAGUCGCCGACGAUGAAGCCGAGGAAAAUCAAAUUGCGAUCAUCAGGCCGUCGAGCAAGCGCAGAAAGCAAAGAAAGAAAGAAAGGUCUAUAAAAGAACAAAGCGCGACAAGGCUCGGCAUCAGUUUGAUUCGAGCCAGCAGCCAGAGCAAGUUGCUCCCAGUGACUCCAGGUGACAAGGAUUUCUGACCGAAGGACUAAACAACCAAAACAAACCCACCCACACCCAACUGUGUGUGUAGCACCUGUCGCACGGUGCCGCGAGUGUUGUCGACGUCGUUAGUCGGGGGAAAAAAAGUGAAAAGUGACUUAGAAUGAUAUUUAAGCAGUGGCCCUGGCAGGCCCUUAUCAGCCUGCUCUGCGUGUUGUUCCUCGCCAGCAGUUGUGGGGCGGCCACCGAGCAGCUAAGCAGCCCAUCCCAGCCCAGUCCCAGCCCAUCCCAAAGCGCCGGGGCACGGACCCUUCUCCGGGUCUACGACGAAUGCACCCGCGCCGAGGCCGGAUUUGUGCCAUGUCUGAAAAAGAAGGCCAUAUCAUUCAUCGACCGCCUGGCCCCCAUCGAUGCCAUCAACGUGGCCGAUGGCAUCAAGCUGGUGCGCCUGGAAACAGCUCCACGUCCUCCGGCUGCGAGCGAGAACGAGCUGGAGUCCUCGUUGCCGCGCUCCGGGAGCGAUCGGGAUGCCAAGCUCACCAACAUGCUGAUUGAGCGGCUCAGCUACUUCUUCAACGGGCAUUCCCUGCAGGUCAGCUUCCCCAAGCUCACGUCCGAUGAGAUUGGACGCGGACUAGAGGAAGGUCGUGGUAAAAUGAAGAAGAUGAUGGGCAUGAUGAUGAUGGGCAUGGCCAUGAAGAUGAUGGGCAUGAUUCCGAUUGCCAUGGGAGCGCUCUACAUACUGGCAGGCAAGGCACUGAUCAUCUCGAAGAUCGCCCUGCUCCUGGCGGGCAUAAUCGGGCUGAAGAAGCUGAUGUCCGGCAAGUCGUCAGGCGGCAGUUCCGGCUGGUCCUCCGGAGGCGGCGGCGGAGGCGGCGGUGGUUGGUCAUCCGGAGGCGGUGGCGGUGGAGGCGGUGGCUGGGACCGUCGAUCCCUGACCGAGGCUCAGGAGCUGGCCUACCGAGCCCACCACCAGGAGCAGGCGGGCCACGCCCAGAGCCACCCGCAGCUGCAGCAUCCGCAUCCGAAAGUUGCGGUGCCGCAAGUGAGCAAGUCGUAGGGCGGAAAUCCAGAGAUAGUGAAGAGCAGGAGGAGGAGUGACCCCAAGUGUUAGAUAGCUGCAUUUAUCUUGUGGAUAAAUCACGGACGGCGGACGGAUUGUAAUUAGAUACACACUCUUUUUGCACUUGCACUGCGGGGCAGAAAAGAUGACUUGAUGCACUUCCAACGGUUUACCGAUGCACUGUGGCACCUAUGGGUACAUCGUAUAAAAUGUACCCAGAACGUGCGUUCCCACUGGGCACUGCGGACUUUUUAUAAUGAUUAGUAUUUGCUUUAAUCGAUUUCGUUUUGUUCUAUGUAUCGCUCUGUCCUGCUUUGUUCUUCCAGCCGCGUUUUACUGUUGCUGAACCCGGCCUCUAUAUCUUUUUUAACCUGUAUCUAUGUAUCUGUGUAUCUGUGUAUCUGUAACUCACUGUGCAUCAAUUCCUAUGGCUAACUGCACUUGCAAUUUUCAAUUACCUGUCGUACUUCCGCUUCUGUAGCCCGUUUCCAAGUCCAACUCACUCCACUGUCGCACUUUGAUUAACUCAAGCCUGUCUAGCUGUACGUAGCCACUAAGUAUAAUAAUUUAUUUAACUUUAUUAUUUAUUUACCAGCCUUAAGUGUGAAUUGCAUGUAAGCAGCAAAGUUUUCAAAAAACAGAAAAGAGCAAAAAAAAAUGUAUACAAAUAAAAUCACUGAUACCAAG
Molecule: messenger RNA, 4071 nt
Organism: Drosophila yakuba
Lineage: Eukaryota; Metazoa; Arthropoda; Insecta; Diptera; Drosophilidae
Gene: Osi12
Exons: 3
Coding region: 2485-3381 (298 amino acids)
Source: RefSeq, a predicted model, not a curated record